Molecule: messenger RNA, 2901 nt
Organism: Linum tenue
Lineage: Eukaryota; Viridiplantae; Streptophyta; Magnoliopsida; Malpighiales; Linaceae
Source: the annotation of a GenBank genome assembly
AGUUUCCCAAAAAUACCAAUAGCAAUCCUAAAAAAAAAUUAAACCCGUCCUAAAAAAAAAUUAAACCCACAAUUAAAAUUUAAAAAGAAACGAAAAGAAUUGGAAAGUGGUGGUGGGAGGAAAGAGUGACUGAGGGAGGGGGCAGGGCCCUUCGCCCCGUUGUUUGUUAGUUGGCUGUAGAGAGAGAGUGAGGAAAACGGAAGAGAGAGAGAGAGAAAUCGACAGCGAACAGAAAACAAUGGGAAAGAAGGCAGCUGUGGAGGAAGGGAAGAAGAAGAAGAAGAAAGGGCGACCUUCCCUCUUGGAUAUCCAGAAGCGCAACUUUAAACUCCAACAAGAACAGCUACAGCUACAGAAGCCCAAGCAUCGAAAUCCCAAUUCCUCCCCUGCUCCUUCUUCCCGUGUUCACGACUCUUCCCUCCUCCGCCGAUCAGCCCGUCGCUCCAAUCCGGCGGCCAGCGCUCAAGCAGACAACGACGGCCACGACCAAUUGGGUCCAGCCAAGAAGCCCAAGCUAACCGAUUCCAAUUCCUUGGACACCGGCCCAGCCGAUUCCGGCGACGGCGGCGGCGAUUCCUCCCCAGCCGCCAAUCACAAGAAGAGGAAAAUUAAUGCAAUCCCUUCCAGAUCUGGAAUCUCGCUCGCCCAAAAGUCAGACAAGUCUACUUCUGAGGCCAAUCAAGCAGAUGAUGUCCAAGAAUCUGUCCCCUGCACUCCUUUACCUGACAAAAAGUUACUCUUCUUCAUCCUUGAGAGGCUGCAGAGCAAGGAUACAUAUGGUGCAUUCUCGGAGCCUGUGGACGCAGAAGAGCUUCCAGAUUACCAUGAACUCAUUGAUAAUCCAAUGGAUUUUCGUACAGUUACUGAGAAACUUACUGAAGGAGUUUAUGCCAGCUUGGAACAGUUUGAGAAAGAUAUUUUCUUAAUUUGUUCGAACGCAAUGGAGUAUAAUGCCCCCGAUACAAUAUACUUUCGACAGGCACGAGCCAUUGAAGAACUGGCUAAAAAGAAUUUUGAGAACUUAAGGCAGGAUAGUGAUGAUAAUGAACCAGCAACACAUAAAGUGGCAGUAAGGAGAGGUAGACCACCAACCAAGAACGUCAAGAAAAAGCCUGGUCGUCCUGCUCAGGGACAACGUGCUUCUGAGCCUUCAUCAAUCAAUACAACUUCUUCUACUGCUGACAAAGAAGGUGCCAUUCGGUUGAAUUCUGCUGAUCUCAGGAACUUUGGCUUGUCUAAUGGUUCUGGCAAUGAUGCGGGUGAGAACAAGCUAUUAGAUAGGAAUAAUGAAGCCACAGGUUUUUUUCUUAGAGGUAAUUCUAAUUCACUGAAGAAUGGGAAAAAACUGCUUGUGUUGGAUGAGAAUAGGCGCGAUACGUACAUGCAAUUCCUUGAAUCAACUAAUGGACGAGAGCCAUCAGUGCUGGCUACUUUUCAUUCAGAGAGGAGGCAACUAGUAGCAGUAGGGCUUCUUACAGAGUAUGGUUAUGGAAGAAGCCUUGCACGAUUUGCUGCAAAUGCUGGACCUGUUGUUUGGAGAAUUGCAUCAGCUAAGAUACAGAGGUCUUUGCCACCAGGGGUCCAGUUUGGGCCCGGAUGGGUUGGAGAAAAUGAUAUCCCUCAACGAAGGCCAGUGUUUCCUUUUCCAUCGUCAUCUUCAGUUCUUCCAUCACCGUUGAAGCCUUGUUCUCCUCUCCCAGCUUCUGGCUCCGUAUCAGAAGGGGAUAAUUCAUUAGAGAAACCUCCAGAAGAUAAUCGUCCUUCUGUAUUAGAAGAUCCAUCAGGUAAUUCUGAGCUUCCAUCUCGUUCAGCGUCCGCAUCCCAUCUCAGUGGCAGUGAAUCUGAAUCCCAGAUACGAAGUGCAGAAGCAACAGGUGAAUUGAACCAUAAUCAUGGGUUGAAUGCACCAAACGGCGGCAGCAUGGAUGUAAUUACCAAUGAAACACCACCCGUUGAAGCUCACGAGAGCCAAGUUAUUCACCCUGGCAUGAACGGAUUGAAUGGGAAACAUGUCCUCCAACCUGCCCCGGACAAUCGCUCGACCGCAGAAAAUCAGAAACAUGUUAGUUCAGCAACGCCAGAGUCUAGAGACGAGGCUAUAGAACAGAAAGUAGAACUAGACACAUCAACUCAGCAGCAGAAAACAGAAUUGCACCAACCUGGCCUUUAAUCUCGGGUUUCAGUCAGCAGGGGUCGUCUAGUUCAAGCCGUGUUGAUUCAGCACAACAACCAGAUUAACCAUUGCAGCUGUGAGAGGUGAAUGGUGUUAUUCAUUCUUUUGCUCAUGAGAAAUCUUGUUAAGGUUAACAAUUUAGAAGGGUGGGGGGGUGCUGGAUUUGGCGUUUGUGCUGCUGGACUCAGACCAGUGAAGGGGGAUGUCCUCUAGGACUGGAAGCCAUCCAAGCUCUUCACCUGACUAUAUAUGUAUUGUUGUACAAUGUAGGCUGUAUUCUGUACAGAUAAACGAUGUACCCUAAUUGUUAGGUUCACAAGCCAGUGAUUAGAAGGGGAGGGAGAGGAAAGGAGAAAGAGUGGAGAGUAGGUUGGUAAGUGGUAACAUCAUUUGAGGAAGGGAAUAAAAAAGAAGAAAAUGGGGCUGAUUCGUUCCUGAAUGUAGCUGUAGGCUGUAGCAGUAGCAAGAGUAUUGCAGCAGCUCUGGUUUAUGGUUAGUAAGAACUGCAUAUUGUAAGCUGAGUGAAAGUAGUCAGCAGAUCUGGAAUAGUGAAAGGGCUGAGCCCGUUAAUUGGAUUACAAGUCAUGUCGCCUUAUUUUCUGUUUGUAACGGGAUGAGAUGACUUUUGGUUCCUUCAUAGGUAGCCCAAAAGAUGAAGUUGAAGUUUCAAAACUGCAUGUGAACGCGGCCUCGAGAAAUUUCAGAGAGCUUGCCCAUGUCAACCCAAC